AUGCCGGUCUCUUUCGCACACGCUCAUCCCCCGCAGAGAAUGGCCGAGCAACAUAGGCAUGAAGCCAUCGAGGAACUUCUCCACAGGCUUGAUAUCGGCCUAGAACUAGCGGGCUUGUCCGGGAAAGCGACUUUUACAGAUGUAUAUCUCCCCAUGGUUCGACGUUCCCAUCUUACCGGUAAGGCCAGAACGGAGUACAACUUCAAGAUAGCCCUCGAGAGUUUGAUCCUAGAUCAGAUUGUGGACCAAUUCGAAGACUGGCUACGCCAAGAGAAUGAGAUUGUGGCCAAGUGGACUAUCACCUCGCUUCUGGGCUGCUUCCUCUCGGCUAAGGUGGUUCGCCGAUUUGAUGUUGACAUGUGCGAGCUUAUUGAGGCCAUGGCCAACGUCUACUUUGUCGACAACCUGCGUACGUGUGCGGAGACAUUCACAUGGUUCUCGUCCUCGGCAUACGGUCUCCAAACCAUGCUGUAUAACUUUCUUCGCACUCGGGACUGCUUCUGUCACACCUUCCCGUUCCCUAGUGUGGAGAUACGCUUCGAUUUUCCUGCGACCGACUCCCUCUGCAUAGUGGGCGAAGUGAUGUGGCAGCCUCCACCCGUAUACUUCGACGAUAUUCCUUCCGCGCUGCACGCUGGGGCUGAAUAUCGAAUCACUUGCAGCCUCAGGCAGCUGGAUUUCGAAGACCGUCUCGGUCUCCCCAACUUCCCGAUCACCUAUAUAUAUUCUGUCUCGGCUUCGGAAUACCUCCCGCUGGCCUGGGAUGCGGAUAAGGGCUGUUUUCGUGGCAUUGUGCCGACGUCCCGGGACCUACCAGUCAAGACAACCGUCACUGCUUCUGUAACGAGCUUCUUCCCGGGAAAUGUUCGGUUCGAAGCAAUCGCCCGAUACGUCUUGGUCCUUGAUGUUCUGCCCAAGGCCUCCCCACACUCGGACUGA
Westerdykella ornata is the source of this 939-nucleotide messenger RNA. RefSeq lists its product as uncharacterized. The record is from RefSeq and is a predicted model, not a curated record. Bases 1 to 939 code for a protein of 312 amino acids. The transcript has 3 exons. NCBI's taxonomy places the organism in Eukaryota, Fungi, Ascomycota, Dothideomycetes, Pleosporales, Sporormiaceae.